Hemibagrus wyckioides is the source of this 2719-nucleotide messenger RNA. RefSeq names its product lipase maturation factor 2b (gene lmf2b). NCBI's taxonomy places the organism in Eukaryota, Metazoa, Chordata, Actinopteri, Siluriformes, Bagridae. Gene Ontology annotation, cellular component: endoplasmic reticulum membrane. The record is from RefSeq and is a predicted model, not a curated record. The coding region runs from base 141 to 2264 and encodes 707 amino acids. Gene Ontology annotation, biological process: protein maturation. The transcript has 14 exons.
AACCCCGCCCACGCGCUUCCACGCCACUCCAAGCACUACUUCCCGCUCACGCGCUGAGAAAAAAUCCACUUCUCUCGUGCUGUCUCAGGCUCAGGAAAAAUACCGACUCAUCCACAUCUCUCGGAAUUACAUUUGGAAAAAUGGGGGAAGUGCGGAUCCCGAGGCAAAUGUUUCUGUGGAGCAUGGCGAGCAUAUAUUUGUUUGCUUUUGCGUCUCUCUACAUCCAGAUACCAGGUCUGUACGGGAAAGAUGGAGUAAAGCCAGUCCAUAUGCCCCGAGUUCAGUCGUCUCUGCUGGAGAAGCUGCAGGACACGCCGUCCCUCCUGUGGCUGACUCCGUCACUGGGGAUCGGACCUCAGCAGGGUCUGGAGCUCAUCUGCCUCGUGGGGGCGCUGCUGAGCCUGGGAGCUGUGCUGCUGAGUGCCCUGAGAGACCGCCUGGUGUAUCUGUGCCUCUGGGUGCUCUAUCUUUCUCUGUACACUGUUGGAGGAGAUUUUCUUCACUCUGAGUGGGACAAUCUUCUGUUGGAGGCAGGGUUUCUGGCCUUCCUGGUUGCUCCAUGUUUGUUACUGCAAAGCUCCUCUGCUCCACAUGACUCAGUGACCUUCUGGUUGACCCGCUGGCUGCUCUUCAGGCUUGUGCUCUGCACUGGGGUGAGCAAGCUGGCCAGUGGUGACCCGUGCUGGUGGGACCUCACAGCUCUGAGUCGGCAUUACGACACCCAAGCGAGCCCCACCCCCUUGGCUUGGUAUGCCUACCAGCUUCCUGAUUGGCUGUCGAGGCUCGGCGCAGUCUGCGUAUUGGCAGCUGAGAUCGCUGUUCCGCUGGUUAUGUUCUUCAUUCCUGUUCGUGGAUUAAGAAUCAACGCCUUUUCCAUCGAGGUGGUUCUGCAGCUCUUUAAUAUCCUCUUGGGUGGCUGCAGCCUGUCCCACCUGCUGACCAUCGCACUGAGCUUCUCUCUGCUGGACGAUGAGGUGUUCGAAUGCACGCCAGUCCCCAAGAAAAAAGCCAAGACUAAGACUUGGGGCCAGUUUUUGGCCUCUGCUCUGACCUGUCUUUUUAGGCUGGCUGUCCAACUGUUAAUUGUUUUCAGUGCUGUAAUGUUCUUCAAACUGGAGAUCAACUGGGAAAAGAAGAUGGUGACGUCCAAGCCGACCUUUUCCCAAGAAAGCUUUAAUGACUUUGUGAAGCAGAUCCAGGUUCCUAGCAUUUGGAUCGGAGUGCUGUCUCUGACUUGGGAAGGUGUCGCUGCACUGCUUAAGUGCUUGUAUGUACGAGGCGCCCUGGGCAAGCUGUGGGCGUUCAUCCAGUGGGUCACGUUCACGGCUGCCACUGUGGGGGUUUUUACCCUCAGCCUUGUGCCGUACACUGCUCUGGCAGGAAUGUCCAACAAAAUUUUACCCGAGGUCCAAGAAGCCUACGAGGCUGUGGAGAAGUUUCAGCUCGUCAGCUCAUACGGCAUCCAUCACAGGAUGAUUCCUCCUGCAGGACGGCCUGAGAUCAUCAUUGAAGGCAGCGCUGAUAAGAAAGCAUGGACGGAGCUGAGCUUCAUGUAUAAACCCAGCAGUAUGAGUGCAGUUCCUGCAGUUCUUGGGCCUCAUGAACCACGGUUAGACCGGCUGCUGUGGGAAGCUGCUCGAGAAAAUCAUGACCAGAGCCCCUGGUUUACAGGCCUGAUCCAGCGCCUGCUGGAGGGCAAACAGGAGGUUGUAAGUCUGCUGCAGGUGGAUGAAGCUCAAUAUCCCUUCAGCUCCAAACCUCCAGCGUUCAUCAGAGCUAAAGUCUAUCACUACCAUUUCACUCGCACUCCUGAAGACGGGACGGAAGCUCGGACAUGGUGGAAACGCCAGCUUGUGAGAGAUUUCUUUCCCACAGUGAAGUUGGGUGACCCUUUACUCGAGGAGUUGCUGAGUGAAGCUGGACUCAAGGAGAAGUUCCCAGUCCAGCCUAUUUCAAACACACCUCUAUCCCAGGCUCUGACCGUGAUCCAAAGCCAGUCAAACGGUCUUUCUGGACACCUUUUGACUCUGAGCCUGUUCGCCACAGUGGCUUCCAUCCUCCUCCUCAAAUUCUUGUUCUCUCGGACCGGGAGCAGCAAAGCCACUAAAGCCAGACCCGUUGCUUUCGAACAAAAAAGUAAGAAAUCCAGAGACCACGCCGAACCCUCUGAGAAAAGCCGCGCUGCCCCCAAUCGAGGAGGCAGGAAGGAGAACUCUGAGGAGAGGAAGAUGGACUCUGAUAAAAGCCCACGCAAGAGAAAGUGAGCUCCAGAACGCCACGCUCGGCAAGGACGGAGGAUUUAUUCUCAGGUGUACGCUGACUACGCAGUUACCAUCCAAUUCUAUACAUUAAAUUAUUUUUCUAAACACCCCUCUCUGAUUAGCGAAGUGUUAUUUGGUAAUAAUAAUAAUAAAUUUUAUAUCAUGCGCUCUAUAACAGAACCACACAGCAGACCAGGGCUUUGCAGAGUCAUGCUUUUUCUUUAGAUAAAGUGUGAUUUUUGUUUGUUUUUCUUUGUAAGGGCUCAACACUAGCACUUUCCCUGGUAACCCUAUUUGUCAUAAAUUCACAACCGGUUUAAAAUCAUUGGAGUUGUUAAUAUUUUUAUAGGAUCUUUUCAAGAGCUGUCUGCACAUCGUCUGAACUUGUGUGAAGAUGUGUAUUUUUGUCCCAUGGUCUAAAAGUAUGACAAUUAAUAAACGUGAUGUUUUGUAGUUGA